CGUUGUACGACGCGUAGCAUAACGGAAGUAAUUUGAAUUUACACCCAAGUUGACACAACGAUAUGCAGCUCACCUACAACAAUAUUUAAAGAAUGGGUGUGAAAGGUCUUCAAAGCUUCGUGGACCGCUGCUGUCCCGAGGCCUGCGUGACUGUGAACCUGAGAGAAAUGUCCAGGCAACACGCUGCCAAAAGACAGACAGGCUGCACUACCAUGGCUAACAGUACCAGACCCACACUUGUUGUGGAUGGUAUGGCCUGCCUGCGCCACUGGUACUCAUGUAAAGACUGGGUGUGUGGUGGCCAGUGGAGGGAGUAUAUGGAUGAGCUGAAGGCCUGGGUGGGAGCCUUCACCUCAGCUGGCAUCAGACUGGUCUUCUUCUUUGACGGAGUGGUUGAAGAGCAGAAGAGACGUGAGUGGGUGAAGAGGAGACGCAGAGUGAACGGGGAGAUUUCCAAACUGUUUCGUCACAUCAAAGCUUAUGGAGAGCAGCCUGGUAGAGAGCUCUUUUGUUUGCCUUCUGGUCUGGCAACAUUCACACCCUUUGCUCUCAGGUCAUUGGGUCAGGAGGUGUUUUGCUCAGUGCGGGAGGCUGACUAUGAGAUUGCCAGCUAUGCUCGUCAGCAUGGUAGUAUGGGCAUUCUGGGACAGGACUCAGACUUCAUCAUAUAUGACAGUGCCCCCUGCUUGUCUGUGGCAAAGCUGCGGAUACACAGCCUCACCACGGUCAUGUACGACCGACACAGGCUCUGUCAAACCAUCGGACUGACUGUUGCCCAGCUACCACUGCUGGCCUGUCUCCUAGGUAACGACGUGGUGUCAGAGGACAAGAUGCUGCAAGUCAGGAAUAACGCCAAGGCAACAUACAGGAUAGACAACCCCACUGCACACUCUGGUGCUCCCCAGGGGCAGAUGGUGAUGGCUGUGUCCCACCUUGUGAGCUCUGUGUUGGGCAGAGAGGAGCAAGAGACUGGGUCUGUCCCUCAGUCUCUGAAUCUGUCAGCUCCUCACAGAGAGCUACUUAAGAGAGGGGUUCGCUCUUACUUACUGCCUGGACAGGAAGCUUUUCAGCUCUGUGACAUCCCUGCACCUCCCUCUGCCUUUGAGCAACUUGUUAGUCCAGAAAUAUUAAAGGCCUGUAGAGAGAAGCAUGUAGCAGCAGAGGGUUUCAUGCUUUACAGUGUUGUGUGUGAGGGAGUCAUUGAAUGUAGCAACACCCUGGAGGAUGAGGAGGACACUGAGCUGCUGCCUCAGGCCCUCGUCUACAAGCCCUGCAGACAACGCAUCUAUGGGCUGCUGCUGCUCAACGGGCAUGAAGGCAGCAGUGCAGACCUCCCAGCCAUCAGGGAAUGGUUCGUCUACGCUGGAAACACUCUGAAGGAGCCUGAUCUGGUCCAUCCUGUUCCAAUCAGCCUCCCAAGUGAUCAGCCCAGUCUGGAUUUGUUAUGGUUCGGUAAUGGUCCUGAGGUUUCGGCUCUUCGCCUGAAGUCGUUCCUUUCGAUGUUUGACUGCCAGGAGCUUUCGGAGUUGUAUGGAGCUGUGGAAGACUCUCUCCUGGCUGCUCUCUGCCUCGUCACCUACAUAGCCCUCCAGAUACAAACGUUGUCUCAAGAGGACUGUGAUGCUUACCUGAGUCAGGCUGUGUGCCUGAGACUUAAAUCCCCUAAGGAGCUUCAACACAUCAAGUUGCAGUUCCUGUCCAGCCGUGCGGUGCAGCUGGGAUCUCUCUACGUCCGCGGGCUGGGCCACCUGUUGGGUGCUAACUGUGCAAGCGGCUGCCCGCUGCCCAGCGCCGCCCUCAUGCCUUGGCAGAGCUUCGAUGGACGGCUGUUCCACUCAAAGUACCUGCUGGCACACAGUGGCUCAGGCAGCACUGUGCUGCUGGACCGCGAUCCGUCCUGUUUGUCUCAGUUCCUCUGCCUGAGAGAGAAACUUACAGAAACCUGCAGGAAGCGAGGCAGGGUCCUGCAGUCCAGACCCAAAGCACCACAACAAGGUCUUGGACCCACAAAUAGAGACAGACACACAGGUCAGCCUCCAGGUGGUAGUGAGAGCUGGAGAGGGGAUACGACAGGAGGAGGAAGGAGGGAGAGAGGAGGAGGUGGAGGAACGAGAGGGGAGCAUUUUCAUCCACAUCCCAGAGGUCGAUCGCAUCGCAGCGGAGGGAGAUACCAGCUGGCUCCAAGAUGGUCGCAGCCUCCUGCACCAGGACCAUAACCCCAUCAGAGAGAGAAGAGGAUUAAAGGGGGAGGAUUUGAGGAGUUAAGAGGAUGGGGAAGACGCAAUGAAAGGAGCAAAGUAAUCAAAUUUCUCUGAACAAACUGAUUAGUGAAUUAACCCGACAGGAAUGUUUGUCUAAAGGAUGCUGUAGGUAGAUAUACGGGGAUUAGGAGGAGGCAGCAUGAAGAGAUUAAGAAUAAAUCAUUCAAUUUGCCUGUUUAA
Molecule: messenger RNA, 2441 nt
Organism: Eleginops maclovinus (Patagonian blennie)
Lineage: Eukaryota; Metazoa; Chordata; Actinopteri; Perciformes; Eleginopidae
Gene: fam120b
Product: family with sequence similarity 120 member B
Exons: 15
Coding region: 93-2216 (707 amino acids)
Cellular component (GO): nucleus
Source: RefSeq, a predicted model, not a curated record